CGUCAGAGGACACGCAAGUAUGUCAGUUAACCUUGCCAACGCCGACCUCUAUGUAAUCACAUUUCCAAUACUGUAUAGACGGGAGCCCAUCAAAGAUCCACAGGCGACGCAUCAUGAUGAUGCAACGCAAACUUCUUCUGUAAUAUUCUGCGGCUUCUACGGUGAUGCACAUAAAGCACCCGUCUGAUUUGAAUGGAGUCAGCUUGGAAUUCAUUCGUCGAACCGAUCUGACCUAUUCUUGUGCCGGAUACCACUACUUCUCCGCGUGCCAUAACCUCCUCCUUACACUGGCAUGGCCGACUCUGACUAUUCGCUGAGGAAUCAAGAUAGCAGUGGUACACUGGCAGAGGGUAAAGACUCAGAAAUUAAAGUUGUAGAGUCUUCGGACUUGCAGAGCAACCGCUUUGACCAUGGGAUCCGUGCGUGGGGAACUGUCGUAGGAUCAUGGCUGGUGCAGUUUUGUAUCAUUGGUAUCCCUCUAUCGUUUGGCGUCACGGAAAGCUUCUAUGCCAGAGAGUAUCUCGCGGCGUACACCCCGUCUCAGAUUAACUGGAUAGGAUCACUACAGUUUUGUCUCAUGUACCUCCUAGGCUUAGCGGUCGCAGGACUAUUCGAUGCUGGGCAUUUUCACCUCAUAUCCAUCGCCGGGUCUGUUCUAUUCCUUUUCAGCUUUUUCAUGUUAUCGCUGGCCAGGGAAGGGCAGUAUUAUCAAGUAUUUUUAUCGCAAGGACUCGGGAUGGGGAUUGCGACAGGCAUUAUGUACACGCCGACCUCUUCUGUGGUUGCUCACCACUUUAGAAAACGAAGGAGUAUGGCCAUGGGAAUUAUCACGACCGGUAGCGCCAUUGGAGGCUUCUUUUUCUCUUCAAUAUUGGGCCACUUUUUGGAUGGAUCCAUUGGAUUUGCAUGGGGCAUUCGAAUUGCAGCGUUCGUGUGUCUGGGAUGCUUAUGCACCGCAAAUCUGUUGAUGCGAACAAACUAUCCUCGGAGUCAAACCGCUCGGCCAGCCCUGUCGACGCCCUUGGCGACGCUCCUCAGGACACCCUCCUACAUAUUCAUGAUCCUUUAUGGUUUUAUGAUUUCUCUCGCCCUGUAUAACCCUAUGUUUUCAGUGGAACUGUUUGCUCAGGAGCAUAACAAUAUACCGAGUACCCUGACGAGCUACCUGGUGGCUAUUAUCAAUCUCAGCAGUACACUAGGACGCACUAUCCCAAAUUGGCUGGCCGACCGCUAUGGUGUAUUUCCUGUGUACAUUCCGUGCGUUGCCGCUGCUGGUGUCCUGGCGCUAGUUAUGAUGGUCUGCACAACCGCAGCAUCGAUUACCGUCUUUUGCAUCCUGUAUGGUUUCUUUUCGGGCGCUUGCGUAUCGCUCUUCUUCCCUGCCGUACUGUCUCUCGAUCCGGACCUGACCCAUUCUGGCCUUCGACUUGGUCUCGCAUCCGUCCCCGUCGGUAUUGCUUCCCUCGUGGGCACACCGAUUGCAGCGGCAGUUGUAGGCGAAAACUAUAAAUGGUGGGCUGGGAGCGUCUUCACUGGGGUCUUGGAACUCGCGUCGGCGGGACUGUUAUUGGCGGUAUAUAUUACAAAACCACAGUUUUCCGUUCCAGCUUGAAUUCGACAAGAUUCUAUGUCGCCUAGUACUAUACCCUUGAAUACAUAGAUUAGUUGCCCUCAGUAUACCAGACAUAGCGAAGUAGGCCGCCGCAGGGGGAAGUCCGAAGUCCACGCGCUAGGUAAUCCUUAUUCACAGGGAUUCUGUAUCAAGAAACGUUUUUUUCAGGUGCUUCGCUUCAAGU
This is a messenger RNA of Desarmillaria tabescens, 1796 nucleotides long. Its product is annotated as MFS general substrate transporter. Gene Ontology annotation, biological process: transmembrane transport. The record is from RefSeq and is a predicted model, not a curated record. Gene Ontology annotation, cellular component: membrane. The coding region runs from base 293 to 1612 and encodes 439 amino acids. Gene Ontology annotation, molecular function: transmembrane transporter activity. NCBI's taxonomy places the organism in Eukaryota, Fungi, Basidiomycota, Agaricomycetes, Agaricales, Physalacriaceae. The transcript has 14 exons.